Colletotrichum lupini is the source of this 795-nucleotide messenger RNA. RefSeq lists its product as uncharacterized. The record is from RefSeq and is a predicted model, not a curated record. The transcript has 5 exons. Bases 1 to 795 code for a protein of 264 amino acids. NCBI's taxonomy places the organism in Eukaryota, Fungi, Ascomycota, Sordariomycetes, Glomerellales, Glomerellaceae.
AUGAAAGCUCCAAAAAGUGGCUGGGCAACUGGCAACAACGGGGAUCUCUCCUGCUUACACUUCUUGCCAGACGGGGCGACAGGGCCUCGUGUUCGAGCUAGCGGGGAAGAAUGGACGUCGCUUCAGUGGACUGGGCAGGGCCACCUUUUGACCUGCAAAGAUUGCCAUUCGCCCCACUCCGUCCCGUUCCUGGACCGGGAAGGCGCCUCUUACGAGAGAGCGUUCUACCUUCCCAGUGGUCCCCUCGACCCUUCUCCUUCCAGCUGUGUGCUUCCUUCCUUGCUGUGCUACCCGCCUUGCCCGCUUGCCCGCCCCUUCCUGGCACUUGGCCUCAGAGUGUCCCAGAGUGGGCUCCUUUUCUCCCUUUUCCACAGCAACGCUGCUCCAACGUUCCCCCCGUUCAGCUUCAGCUUGUCGUCGGACAGCAACCGUUCACUGUCACUCGCUCCCAACCACCAGCCCGUUCAUCAGAAUCAGGUUCCUGUUCAGUCAUUCGUUGUCGCACCCUCGCUCCGUUCCAUCUUCACAGUUAGAAAAAAAAAACCUCUCUCCGUCGCUCUUGAACUCGGACUCCUGAUUAUUGCCAUCUCCCGUCACGGACCCCCGACGCCUCGUCUCCACGAUCAGCCCGCCCGCCCUCCAUCCGAGCUUCGCCGGACCUCUCGCUCACUCUUGACGAAACGCCAUCCACAUCACGUUGAAUCCGUCGCUUGGCCUCGACUCUGUCCAUCGCUCGAGUACCCUUUCGCCAUUACCCCUGUCGAGAACUUCAAACGACCCUCGACGGAAACUUGA